Messenger RNA from Kwoniella botswanensis, 726 nucleotides. Its product is annotated as 3,4-dihydroxy-2-butanone-4-phosphate synthase. Lineage: Eukaryota; Fungi; Basidiomycota; Tremellomycetes; Tremellales; Cryptococcaceae. Gene Ontology annotation, cellular component: cytosol. The coding region runs from base 1 to 726 and encodes 241 amino acids. Gene Ontology annotation, molecular function: 3,4-dihydroxy-2-butanone-4-phosphate synthase activity. The transcript is spliced from 3 exons. Gene Ontology annotation, biological process: riboflavin biosynthetic process. The record is from RefSeq and is a predicted model, not a curated record.
AUGUCCCGUCCAACAGCUGUAUCAUCCCCUCCUACCACACCACCUACACCCUUCAAGUUCGAUUCGAUACCUGAUGCGAUAGAGGCUAUAUCUCAGGGCGGGUUCGUGGUAGUGAUGGAUGAUGAGUCGAGGGAGAACGAAGGUGAUCUUGUAUGUGCGGCUAGCAAGAUUACGACAGAAGGUAUGGCUUGGAUGAUCAAGUGGACUAGCGGGUUCAUCUGUCUUUCCCUUCCACCUUCUCGUCUCUCAGCCCUUUCGCUCCCACCUCUCCUUCCAACAUCCGGUAAAUCAGAAGACCCAAAGGGAACAGCCUAUCAUUUGACUGUCGAUGCCAACUCGUCCAAACAUCCCGUGUCGACUGGUAUAUCAGCACACGAUCGUGCGUAUACAGCCCGAUUGUUAGCUUCGCCGGAUAGUCAGGGAAACGAUCUGACUAGACCUGGUCAUAUGGUUACGCUGAGGUAUGCUCCGGGAGGUACGAGGAAGAGGAGAGGACACACAGAAUGUGCUGUUGAUUUAUGUUACCUAUCCAACCUCCCUCCUGCCGGUCUCUUGUGUGAACUUGUCCACCCCACGAAAGAAGACGGAUCGAUGGCUAGGAGAGAUGACUGUUGGAGAUUCGCAAGAGAAUGGGGAUUGAAAAUCAUAAGCGUUGAGGACCUAGCAGAGUAUGUGACAAAGCAUGGGAAGGGACUUGUUCCAGAGGCUGAGGAGCAUCAGGUGUAA